Molecule: messenger RNA, 2549 nt
Organism: Caenorhabditis auriculariae
Lineage: Eukaryota; Metazoa; Nematoda; Chromadorea; Rhabditida; Rhabditidae
Source: the annotation of a GenBank genome assembly
AUGCCGUCCUACCCGCCAAUCGUCUACUACCGCGAUACGUUUGGACUUGAUGACCGCAGAAGCGACUCUGACAACGACAGCGUCACAACCCGAUCCACUGGUUCGUUCUUUUUCAGGCUUACGGUUUAGUAAACCGACAACCCUCUUAUCGCUCCCGGAAAAGUUUUUCGAGAAAAAGAGUAGCAGAGCGACUCGUGAUGUCGUCUCAGAGUACAAGAUGAAAAGCAACAUUCCGUCUCUUCUAUCCAAAUUCGUACAGUUUAAGUGAGAACGACAUUCAACGUACUUCCCAGCCAACAAAACACCACAAACAACAACAAUAUGAUGGAAAUGAGCAAAAUUACCAACUACAGCAACAUUAGCAACACAUAUCAUGUAAUUUUGUCUUUUUUUUUGUUCUCCACUAUUUGAUUUACACCGUUUGCAAAAACUUCUUCUAGGUUGAACAGCUGGUGACGAGUAAAAUCCUGACUCCGAAUCCGCACACGUUACUCAUUCUCACAUUGAUUGCGUUUGCCAGCGCCGUCCAGCUGGUUUAAAUUUUUUUUUUCGAUGCUUUUCUAAAGUUCAAUACAAGUUUUUUCGAAUCUACUUUUUAUUUCGAAAUCCGUUUUUAAGUGCAAAUAUGCCUUCAAGCGCGCACCAAUCACACUUUUUUCAAAGAGCCAAGUUUCAGUUGAUAUUUUCAACAAUAGCAAUGUUCUACGAGGGACCGCUGCCGAUUACAAGCCUCAUUUCGGCGUUUCUCAUUGUAAACUGCCUUAUUAUUAUCACCUUUACGCGGUGUCGCCCGACCAGAUGCUGGAUGGUGAGUGAAGUCUUUUCAAAAAAAAAAAAAGCUUACUGACAAGCUCUCUGGAAAAGGCAAGGAUCUUGCGUCGUGCCUAGAUGAAAUUAAAAUCGCGCAUCGUUAAUAUUCGUAAUCGAUGACAUUUCAGAAAGCAAGUCUGAUCGCUGGAGCGCUGUCUUUCGUGGAAAGUGCUGGCAUCUUUUUUUGGACCGCCUUAUUGAUAAGUGACGAAGAAAAGGUGAGAGAAAAAAAAGAUAGACCCACAAACUGUUGAUAAUCGGUCUUCCGUAUUACAGUACAUUGAAAGUGUGGGCGCCCACGACAACCGCAUCGUGACUAGCACUAGGAUUGCCAUGUACUCUUUUUCAAUGGUUUUCGCCCCGAUUCAUGGUUUGGUUAUUGUGUUAUUCUUCGAGUAAGCCCAAAAGAGAUUAAGCCAUCGCAUCGGCGCUCAUAAUUUUUGUGCUGAGAAAUCAACUAUCCAUAUCUGAAGACGUUGUCAACCACGGUUAUUUCCUCAGUGAGCCACAGCUCGGACACCAGGUACGAUUUUAUUUUCUCAUCAAAAUUAUCAGAGCUGUGCGUUGGACCGUGGGUGAUUCAAACUUUUAAAAAAUCUUCUUUCAUAAUUAAAAUCCCACAAUUUUUCUAAUUAACACAUUUUCGGUCACUCACUCCCCCAUUUACACACUCUGUAAAUAUUUCGAGACCCUUUACACACUCUGUGAAUAUUUCGAGAGGAAAUUUUUUUAAUUAGAAAAAGAGUACAGUAAGUUCGAUACUACAUAUAGUCAGAGAUAUCACGAUUUCCCCGCACGCAAACGAUGGCGUGUCGGGCGCGCGAAAACGACGACUUUCCUAGAACCGCGCACUUCCGCAAAUGUGACACCUGGCAUGCUGGAAAAGUCGGUCGGUUCGGUCGGUCGGUCAGUUUUGAAAACUAGGCCACGCCGCAAUAUUGCUCUAUGGAUCACUUAGAAUUUCAAUUUUUUUAAAAACUUUUCUGAUUUUUUUUCCUUUUUUAAAUUUUAGUAAGAAGGUUUUCGCUUAUUUUCAUUCAACUGUAUCGUUCUUUGCGAGUAAAAUACGAUGGUUACUACAUUCAAAAAUUAUAAAAUGAUUCAAUUUUUUUGAAAGUUCUCAUUAAUUUUUUUGGAUCCAAAAAUAACUUCAGUUAACCAAAUGAGCGAAAUAAAAAGCAUAAGUGAUCUCAAAAUGAGAUAAUGUGUAAAAUACACACAAAAAAAAAGGCAAGAAACAAAAUUACCUCGAACAAAAGGUAAAACAUUACCGAGAAAAACGAUAAUAAAUAAGGAACAGUUCAGUUUCAAGUGAGGAGCACGUGUCCCUAUCCUAGAAAACUAAUAAAAAGGGAGGAAAAAUAUAGAAAAAUAGAAAACAGUCUGAAUUUCGAUCUUCUAUGGAGCAAAUUUACGGCGUUGCCUAGUUUUCCAAAUCGACCGCCCGAACCGACCGACUUUUCCAGCAUGCGUGUGACAACUUGUCGUUUUAAAUCGCGAUAGACAGACUUUGGUAGAAAAUUACUAUCACGUUUCGUCUUUUUUAUUUGUGUCUAAGAGAAGAGGAACAACUGAAAGGAUAAACUUUAACUAGAGAAAAAUGGCUUAAAGUUUUCUCUUGAUUAUAGAAAAUCCUGGUUCCCAUCGAGCUGAGGCAAAUGCGAGAAACAACAGAUGACGAGACGGAAAACGCUUCUAUCGGCGUACAGACGGGCGGUUCUCGCGGGACCACCACUUGA